Molecule: messenger RNA, 969 nt
Organism: Fonsecaea multimorphosa CBS 102226
Lineage: Eukaryota; Fungi; Ascomycota; Eurotiomycetes; Chaetothyriales; Herpotrichiellaceae
Exons: 2
Coding region: 1-969 (322 amino acids)
Source: RefSeq, a predicted model, not a curated record
AUGUUUGCAAUCACGUUGAUUGCCGCCAGCUUGACUGUUGUCAGCGCAGUACAUUGGUCAAGUCUACGCGACGCUCAGCAACUGCCCAAACCAGCUGCCAUCCUGACUGCGCCGCCCACAGCUACGGCCAGCUUGUCAGUCCUGCCAGACGGCAUCACUGCAGACCCAGAGGAGCUACGGCGGCGAGAUCAGACCCAUACACUCGAAACCGUGUAUACGUACGAAACGCUGGUUCAAGGUGGAUAUACCUGGCUCUCGACAUUGGGUUCCCUGUGUGGUUUCGUAACCGGUGACAUUCACUGGGCCCUAUAUUGUGACCAAGGACAGUAUUGUUUCACCAAUGGCGCUGUGUUGCAAUGCUGCUCGACAACCGCCGAGAGCUACUGGACAUCGACGGCGUACUACACCGCUACAGACACAGACAGGAAUACGUUGACCACGACCUCCGUCUCCACAGGGUUGGAACCCGUGUCUGAGGCGUAUGGUAGCAACUGCACUGCCAUGGCCUCGACAUGCUACAACUACAACGCCACCGCCAGCUGCACUGGCAGCUGUACCUCGACGGCGCUGGUGUGCAAUGAUCCUUAUUUCCCCUACUGCGCGUCCAUCUACAGCGGCGGUUACAGCCCCAGCGCCGUGGGGACGAGCACAGCCUACCUCCCCGAGCAAUACGGCCUCAGCUAUUUCUGCGACACCGCGGCAUAUGGCUUGGUAUACGGCAAUACUGGAGACUGGCCGUCAGUCACCAGCACCUAUCUCUCCACGGUUAACUAUGCCACCAGUACAGCCCCGACCUUCACCCCGAACGUGGUGCCCUACAGUCGAACCCAAGCAUCACGCCCGGCGUCCCAAGCCAUUCUUGGCCCGACCUCGACCACGUCGACUGCCACUUCUUCUCGCAUCUUGGCCCCAGCCGCAGAAAUGCUUGCUGUCGUAUCUCUCCUAGCUCUUGGCUACCUGCUAGCAUGA